Pygocentrus nattereri (red-bellied piranha) is the source of this 972-nucleotide messenger RNA. RefSeq names its product saxitoxin and tetrodotoxin-binding protein 2-like. Bases 99 to 710 code for a protein of 203 amino acids. The record is from RefSeq and is a predicted model, not a curated record. NCBI's taxonomy places the organism in Eukaryota, Metazoa, Chordata, Actinopteri, Characiformes, Serrasalmidae. The transcript has 6 exons.
UCUGUAUAAAACUCAGUGUAAAGUGCAGUUGUCCUGUAUGCAGUUUAGCAGAAGUAUCUGAAGAGGUCAGCUGAAGUAUCUAAAAAGCUCUGUCCACCAUGGCCACCCUAAUCAGCUCUGUCCUGGGUUUUCUUGUCUUGCUGGCCAUCAGCCAGGCCGCUGACCCAAGCUGUAAGGAUCUCACAAAGCCGCUGGUGCUGGAGGACGACUACAGUUCAAUGAUGGGGAAAUGGAUCUUCACUGAAGGAAUCGCUAAUCAUCCUUUGUUCACAAACAUCUUAUUAACAGUGAACAGCUCUUGGGUGGAGUUUGCCCCCAGUUCCCUAAAAGAUACUGUGAUUCUCAGCCAAGGAAACAUGCUAAAUGGAAAAUGUGAAUUUACAACCAUCAAUGCGACUGUGAAAAAUAACACAUUCUUUGCUACUGAAAAAGAGAUCACGUCAGAGGGCGAUUUCCUGCCAUCGUGUUCUGGGUGUCUCACUAUGCACUUCACCAGUCAGAUAAAUAGCACAACCAUCAACACGCUCUACCUCUUCACAAAGGCACCCAAAGCACCCAAGUCAGACAUGGAUCAGUACUGGAAACAAGCUGAAUGUCUUGGCUUCAAAAAAGAACCACAGUUCUCCUACGAUGGUGUAAAAGAAUUCUGCCAAGAGGAAAAGAACAAUUCAUCCAAAGAACCCAAACCUGAGGAUAAAAACAAUGAAUAAUUAAUAUUAUCUAAUUGUAUCUAAUUGAUUUUUUAAACCUGAAAAUGCUGUAUUUGGCUCUGCUGAGCCUGAGUGUCCUUUGACCAAAUGUUAUGCAAUAUCAGCAGCAAAGUAAACAGAGAAUAAUGAUCAAUGAGAUUUAAUGAUUUACAGGGUUUCUGGCAACACUAAAAACCGUAGAUGUUCAUAGUUCUUGUAUUUCAGUAUGUAGUAUGUAUACUGUACUGCUUAAAAACAACUGAAUAAAUUUUUUUCAAAACAA